UUGGGUGCAGCUAAAAUUCUAGUUAAUGCAGGAGCUGAUGUUAACAUGGUCGACUCUGAUAAAGACACGCCUCUGCACGUAUUGAUGGGGGCCUCAGAUAGCUCAGAAGGAGAUCUGCUAAAGAAGUUAAUGAAACAGGGCGCUGGUACUCAAAGCCGUAUUAAACUGGCCACAUUCCUGUUGGAGCAUGGAGCAGACGUCAACGCCAAAAACAAACACGACAAAACUCCAAUUGAUGUCUGUUCUAACAAGACGCUGAAAAAAGCUGUAGAAAACUUCAAAAAAGAAAGUAGUAAACCUGCGCCUGCAUUAGUCAGCGCUCUGCUGUGUUCCCAGUGCUUCUCACGCACCGCUGACGUCACGUUGUUGCCAUGUAACCACAAGAUGACGUGCAGAGAAUGUCAUAAGAUGGUGUCCAUUUGUCCAAUUUGUGCAGGAGAGGUCGAAAAAGCUGUUGAUGCAGACUCCAACGAGAUACAUGUAGCUGAAGCUUUUCCUAUUGAACUUGAUUGAGGAGCAGUUGCAUCACGCAAGAAACACACACCUACGUACGUUUUGGAGAAGAGAGAAGAAGCUAAGAAAAUAAUUAAUGCAUUUCACUUAGAAAUUUGAGCAUUCGGCUAUGUUCUGUUUAGUCUUGAAUUUUGUUUCAUAAGUACACUGUUAGGUAUUGACUAUUUCAAGACGAGCAGUUAAGUGAAUAUUAUUCACAUAUACAUAACGGUUAAAGGCUUAAAAAUUACUUUAUAAUUACAAAAACAGUAAAAAUAAAUAAAUAAUAAAACCCCAAACAAAACAACACAACAAAACACACUUAUAAUUAUAAGACGUCUUUAUAAGCCAAGUGAAGGACGGGACGUAGCCUAUUGGUAAAGCACUCGCUUGAUGUUCGGUUGUUCUAGGAUUGAUGGGCCCAUUGGACUAUUUCUCAUUUCAGCCAGUGCGAAAUGACUGGUAUAUCAAUGGCCGUGGUAUGCGCUGUCCUAUCCUGUCCUGUCCUGGUGCAUAUGAAAGAUUCCUUGCUACUGAUAGAAAAAUGUGGCCGGUUUCCUGUCUAAAAAUAUCUAAAUGCUCGACAUCAAGUAGCGAUGAUUUGUAAAUCAAUGUGCUCUAGUGGUGUCGUUAAAUUAAACAAACUGUAACUUUAACUGUCUCCACUAGACGCGCAGUUCACAGUGAAUACAUCCUCUCCAGUUAGAACAUGUUCUAUUCUUUAUAUUCGUAAAACGCGUCUGUGUGUUCGGAAUCACGGCUAAAGUGUAAAAUACCCAUGAACGCACUCGCUAACCAGCCUUGGUAGUUUAGUGUUUAAGCCAUUGAUGUAAGGCUGGUAGGUACUGUGUUCGUAUCCGGUUUAAUGGUCAAAUGGGAAGAUGUAAUGCUAAAUUUAGACUACCAGCUGUCACGAUGUAGUUUGUCAACUCGCCGAUCUCUCGACUUCUACAACUGAGCCCUCUUACAACUCGAUUCUCGAGGUAUACAACACCUACGGCCGAUUAAUUUUUAAUCAGAGCUCACCCGUCGUAAGUUGGGAGUGGGGGUGGGAAUUGACAACAUAACCAACGAGUUGACCAACUCCGUCGUGCCAACUGAUAGACCGAAACUAACAUAAGGCUGCUGUACCGACUUUUCACAGUGAUACAGACACCGGCUGAAUUUUAACUGGGAUUCAAAUAUUGGAUUGAUUGUGACAGGAAUUGGGUAAGGAGAUGAGUGGUACUGCUGAAUACGCAUUUGUUAAGGGGUCACAAACAGACGUGGAAUGGGGUUAAGUGGGAGAGACAGACAGCAGUACCUGGUAUAAUCAGUGUUACUAAUACUUUGACAUUUUGACGCAGUCUUGGUGAUAUGAAAGACAAGUACGCGGACUCAUUGAAAUGACUUACACGGUGGUGGGGAGGUGGUAGGGUCGGGUGGUGGUGAGUAGGUUGGACGACUGAAUUCAGUUUCAGAUAUUCGUUGUAUAUGUGUCGAUACUUUAUAUAUAACGAGAGAAAGAAAUAAGGGAACACUUGGUAUUGUAGACUAAAUUGUAGUUGUUUUUGGUGUCAUAAUAUCUGCAUAAAGUACAAAGAUGUAAGGUGGCACUGAAUGUCAGUAAUGUAAAACCGAAUGUUAAUAAUACGGUUGACAAGGGCCGUGGAAUGUUGGGGUGGGGGUGGCGGGGAUAACAUCGCGUCGUCAUAUUUCAUUGACAUUGUUUUAAGUCUGGAAAUGCUCUAUUUGAACACAUGAAAUUCAACACUUUCUCAAAGUAAAGACCCCAGACAGGAUCGGACACUCACAUUUCCAUGAGCCGACCCAUCGCACUAACAGGCCACCCCCCAUACAGACCCUUUCAAAUACACUUCACAGGCCGUGAUGGAUGAGGAUUUUGUUUGUAGUCACCCUUCCCUGUUAGUGUUGAUGUGAUCCCUUAUUUCUUUCCAUAAAUAUACUUGUCAAAAAUAGUUUUAGUUAUGUAUUUUCAAUGUCUGUGUACGUAUACUAAGAUGCGUCCAGUAAUAUUUAAUUUGUAGUAUAAUUACUUUUUUCUAACUUAAUGUGCUACUUUCCUUUUUUUUAACAGUUUGUGAUUUUUUGUUGUGUUGUUUCAAGUGUUGCGUGUAUGGCGUGUUUUGUUUAUGACGUACUCAUGUUAAAUCACAAUAGCUCACCGAUGUUAACGUUGGUUAUACACCUGUCAUCAAAACCUCAUCUUUCAGACGUGUUUUUGAAAAUGUGUUUGAAAACAGAUGGGAUUUUAAAGGGGUUCUUUUUUACAUGUUAAAAUACCAAAAGAUAUUAGGUGAAAAGGUCAAGCUAACUUUGGAUCAAUUUCUCAUGCCUGGUUUAUUAUUGGAGUAUGAAAAUCUGCAAGUUGCACUUGGGCUAAAACAUUGGUUAUGUUGCAAUUGCACCGUUCUCGAGCACGGGUUUCAAUAACCUCAGUCUAAAAGGAGUUUAACAUUUAAUAUGAACUGAAUUAAAACAACUGACUUCACUGAAAAAUGACGAUUAGCUUUCAACUACUCGCCAAAAAGUCGGUGGUGAAGUAUAAAUCUAGCUUUAGGCGUGACUUUCGAAAUAAAACCACCAUGUAACAAAGCUAAUUAUGUGUGUUUUCUAAAUAUUUGUAUUUGUAUGCUGAGCAUUUAGGAACGUAUAUGCUAAUAUGCACGCCUUGGUGCUUGAUCGAUCGAACCAUGUAGCACAAUACAUUUCUACUUACUCGUGCUUACUGUCUAGUUCCGUACAUAACAUGAGUGAACACCACUGGUUACAUACGGAACCCCAACUUGGAUUGCAGAUUCAGUGAAAACCUGGCCAGAUGCAUCACAGAAAUUAACAUAAACAUAAAUUUUAAGAUCUAUUCUUUAUUUACAUUAGGGUUUUAUGAAAUUUGGUUCUUAUAUUUAAUUGAAAAUAACAUUAAAAUAGUGAUCAUUGUGGGUGUCCCAAUUUUCAUCUUGAUUUUUUUUUUUGGGGGGGGGGGGGGGGGAUUAUUAUUUUGGAGCAUUUGAGAGAAAAAAUGUUUUGGUCAGUCCAUGGAGAUAAAGUUUUCUUAAGAUCUGUUUCACAUGUAUUCAGGGAAUAUUUUAGGGGGAAUUGAGACAAAAUUAGUGUUUAAUUAAUUGUAUCUAGGGGUCAAAAUGGUACCAUUUUCAAAGAUGCAAAACGUGGGUUUUUUUAAAUAAAACAUAUAUAAUAAAGAAAGCUUGGGAACAGCCGUCAACCCACGGGUGCGAAGGAGGUGAGGUUUUCAGCGUGCAACGUAGCCUAGGGCAAAUCCAGUGUUACCUAUCCCAGGCAAGACAAACUGGCCUUUAGGACUUCCGAAAACAUGAGUCUCAAACAUACGAGGACAUAAAGGAAAAAUAUUAAAUCUUGUAAUACUGUAGAACGGAGAGAGACACUUGAGGUUGUUAAAAGUAAAAAUGACUACGAGAACAAUUUAAAAUCACAACAAAUGUGUAGUGUCAUGAAUUUCGCCAUUUUGUAUUAAUUCUGAAUAAAACUUUUUUUCAAAAUUCUUUUAAAUGUUUCCACUCUAUUGGUCAGAGUCGACGUGUACGUGUAGGCUGAAUUUAUAAAGGCUGUUUUUCUCUUACACCAUGUAACUACAUACACUGACAAUUUUUAAACACCUACAUUUAAGAAAAGCACACUUCGUACAUUGGGCCCAGUGUGUUUAGUUUAAAAACUGCCUUUUCGUUUAACUGAAGAAGACCAAGGUGAUCUUUUUUUUCGCUUUUUUUUUUUUUCUUUUUAUUAAAUUUUUAUUACCCCAGAAACCAUUUGGUAAUGUCAGGGUUGGGGGCCCUGAAGUCUAUAAUAUAACUACAUAUAUAUCAGGGAUCUAUCCAAACCUUCUCUGGUAUCCAAAAAGGUUCCCCUCCCAAAAGAAACAGGCAUUGAAAAUUCCCAAUUUGUCUUCAUUGUUUAUUUUGUUUUCCCAAUUUCAUCUGCUAUGGGACCCUGGUUACGUAAGGUGAUCUUAGCGCUAAGAUCGCUUCGUCGAACGGGGCCCAGAAAUAUAAAGUCAAAAUUAGAGUUUAACCCGGAAAUAAAUUGUACAAAGCUAAAUUUUUCAGGAUAGUUGAAGAAUAGUAAUAACAAGUCCCCAAGUUUCCGAGAUGUACUAACUUUGCUACAGACGUAAAUGUAUAUUUAUCGUUCUGUAACCCGACUACG
Molecule: messenger RNA, 4674 nt
Organism: Gigantopelta aegis
Lineage: Eukaryota; Metazoa; Mollusca; Gastropoda; Neomphalida; Peltospiridae
Product: E3 ubiquitin-protein ligase MIB2-like
Exons: 5
Coding region: 46-513 (155 amino acids)
Molecular function (GO): protein binding
Source: RefSeq, a predicted model, not a curated record